UCAAAAUUGCGAAAAAAAAAGAACACAACGUUUUUCCUUGACCGAUAUCCUUAGUUAGGCCCAUAUUUCUGUACGUGUGUGUGUGCGCGCGUGUGUAUUUUGAGCGACUGUGCGUGUGUGUGUGUGUGUGUCUGUCUGUGCGCGUGCGAUAAAUAUCGAUAACAAACGAAAAUCGUAGCUUCGAUAGGAGCAGCAUCAGCAGCAGCAGCAAUUGCCACCACAAGGAUGAGUGAGAAGGACAAGAAUAUCGUUUGCCACAAGUGCAACGAGACGAUCACAAAGCGCGUUAUAACGGCUCUGGGCAAGACAUGGCAUCCGGAGCAUUUCCUGUGCCGCCAUUGCGACAAACAGAUCGAGGAUGCCACCUUCAAUAUACAGGACGGUGAGCCCGUUUGCAGCGAUUGCUUUGUCGAACGCUAUACGAGCACCUGUGCCGCCUGCAAGAAGCCCAUUUUGGAGCGCACCAUAUGCGCUAUGGGCGAAAAUUGGCACGAGAGCUGUUUUGUGUGCGAUGGCGCCUGCAAGAAGCCCUUGUCGAAUCGCCCCUUCUAUGAGCGGGACGGCAAGGCCUAUUGCAAGCAGGACUAUGAGGAUAUGUUUGCCGUACGCUGUGCCAAAUGCGAGAAGCCGAUCACAGAUAGCGCCAUUGUUGCCAUGAACGCCAAAUGGCAUCGCGAUUGCUUCCGUUGCAAUCGCUGCGAGAAUCCGAUCACAUCACAGACCUUCACCAUCGAGGGGGACAAGCCUGUUUGUCCCGCCUGCACCUGCUAGAUGGGGAGACAACGAAAA
Messenger RNA from Drosophila montana, 789 nucleotides. Its product is annotated as transforming growth factor beta-1-induced transcript 1 protein-like. Bases 226 to 771 code for a protein of 181 amino acids. Gene Ontology annotation, molecular function: transcription coregulator activity. Gene Ontology annotation, cellular component: Z disc; nucleus. Lineage: Eukaryota; Metazoa; Arthropoda; Insecta; Diptera; Drosophilidae. The transcript has a single exon. The record is from RefSeq and is a predicted model, not a curated record.